Corylus avellana is the source of this 2865-nucleotide messenger RNA. The record is from RefSeq and is a predicted model, not a curated record. Lineage: Eukaryota; Viridiplantae; Streptophyta; Magnoliopsida; Fagales; Betulaceae.
AUGAUGGAAAUGGCCUUAUCUUCACUUCUACAGGUACUAUUUGAUAGACUAGCUUCCCCAGCUAUAGCACAGCUUCGGGAUCUCUGUGGCCUUAAGCAGAAUUUUGAGAAGCUACUGCAGUCGCUGCCGAUGAUUCAAGCUUUGCUUGAAGAUGCAGAAGAGCGACAAGAGACAGAUAGUAUUGUGAAGAAAUGGCUGUCAAAGCUCAAAGGCGCAGCUUAUGAUGCUGAGGAUUUAUUGGAUGAGCUUGCAUCAGAAAUCAUGCUAUGUGAGAUGAGCAGUAGCAUUGGAGAUCAGGUACGCAGCUUUCUUCUGCCUUUUCACCCUUCCAAAGAUCUCUUUCAUAUUGCUUGUCAUCAACUUCCAGAAAUGCUUGUGGCCUUAGAUGAGAUUAUUGAGAAGGGUUUCAGCUUAAAUUUGACACAAAAGGUUCAUAAUACGCUUUCUGAGAGCUCAAUUAGCUAUAGAGAGACUAUCUCUUUAGUGAUUGAAUCUGAGGUGUAUGGAAGAAGGGAAGAUAAAGAAAAGAUUAUAGAGCUUCUGCAUACCACCAGCAAUGGGAAAAACAGAGGAGAUGUUCCAAUCAUUCCAAUUGUUGGAAUAGGAGGCCUAGGCAAGACAACAUUAGCUCAAUUGGUCUACGGUGAUGCUGGUUUGAUGGGGUGCUUUGAUAUGAAAAUAUGGGUGUAUGUUUCUAAUGAUUUUGAAAUUAAAAUGAUUAUUACAGCCAUUAUAGAGUCUGUAACACUGAGGAAAUGUGAAUUUACAAAUUUGGAUAUACUUUCUCGUAAGCUGCAGGAAACUUUAUGUGGGAAGAGGUAUCUACUGGUUUUGGAUGAUGUAUGGAAUGAAGAUCAAUAUAAAUGGCAAAGAUUUCAAACUUUACUAAAAGGUUGUGUGAAAGGAAGCAAGAUAAUAGUCACCGCUCGAAGUGACAAAGUUGCAUCAAUAGUAGGAACUUUCUCCUAUCAUCUCAAGGGCUUGGCUGAGGAUGAUUCUUGGGCUUUGUUCAAGCAGUACGCUUUUGGUCAGGGAGAAGAGGAAGGUCAUCCUAACUUGUUGCCAAUUGGAAAACAAAUUGUUAAGAAAUGUGGAGGCGUGCCGCUAGCAGCACGGACCCUGGGAGGUUUAUUGCGCGACAGAAGAGAGGAGAGUUACUGGUUGGAUGUGAAAGAGAGUGAACUUUGGGAAAUGGAUGAUGGCCAAAGUGAAAUUUUGCCGACCCUAAGAUUGAGUUAUAGUCUGUUGCGACCAUAUCUGAAACGAUGCUUUGCAUACUGUUCGCUGUUUCCAAAAAGUUAUGAGUUCAAGAAGGAGAAGUUAAUCCAUCUUUGGAUGGCAGAAGGCUUGAUUCUAGCAAAUAAAGAACGUAGGCCAUUAGAGGACAUUGGAAAUGAUUAUUUCAAUCAACUAUUGUGCCUGUCCUUCUUUCAGGAAGUUAAGGAAAGUAAAGAUGAUGGCAUGAAAGUUUACAGAAUGCAUGAUCUCAUUCAUGAUCUUGCCCAAGCUGUUGCUGGGGAUGAAUUCUUGAAACUAGAGCAUGCCCCUACUCCAAGCAAUCUUGCAAAAACUCGUCACUCAUCAAUACUUUCCAAUUUUCAAUCAUCUAUAAUCCCACUAGCCUUGCUGACAGCAAAACGUCUCAGAACCUUGCUUUUGUUGUCUCCUGGAGUCAGCUCUGGGGAGACACUGAACCUCUCAGGUUGCUACCAACUUCUGAAGCUGCCUGAUAGCAUGGGAAAGUUGAUUAACCUAAGACACCUUAAAAUAUCUGGAUGCGUAAGAUUGACCCAUAUGCCAACCAGGAUUGGAAAGUUGGUUCACGUUCAGACAUGGCCGAUAUACAUUGUGGGCAGGGGAAUUGGGGAAAGCAUUGCAGAACUCAGCUGUCUAAACCUAAGGGGUGGACUUAACAUUAAAUGCUUGGAGAAUGUGAAUGAUGCAGAAGAAGCAAAGACUGCUAAUUUGAAAGCGAAGCACCUUCACGUUUCCAAAUUGGCUUCUUCCAAGUUUGACUGGGGUUGUACUGACCAAUUCAAAGGAUGUAAAGCUUUACCCACCCUUGGGCAGCUUCCAUUUCUUAAGAAUCUAUACCUGCAAGCAAUGGAAGGCAUUGAGUGCAUUGGCCAAGACUUCUAUGGCAGAGACAUCCAGGCGCCAUUCUCUUCUCUCAAAGAACUAACCCUCAGAGAUUUUCCAAAGUUGAAAGAAUGGUGUGGCAGUAAUGGCAAACAAAGUUGCAAUGUUGCAAUGUUGCAAUGUUGCCAUGCAUUGCUUAUAAAAUCCAUGGAAAAUCUGACCUCACUCUCCAUUCUUGUGAUUGAUGGUUUCCCUGAGUUGCCACUCUUAUCAGGAGACCUGCUAAAAAACAAUAUUCUUCUCACCUCUCUGAAGUUUAGCUCAUGCCCUAAUCUUUCUUUGCUGCCUUUGGAAAUAGAGAAUCUCACUGCUCCAACAUCACUGACCAUAAGUUGGUGUAAGGAGCUUAAAUCUUUGCCACAAGGAUUGCAAAACCUUAAAUUACUGGAGUCUUUGGAAAUCAGUGACUGCCAUAGACUUAAGUCUUUGCCAGAGGAUGGUAUUCAAGGUUUGAGCUCCCUAAGAACUUUGUCCAUUGAGAACUACGAUAAGCUGUCUUCUUUAUCAACAGGACUGCAAUACCUCAGUGCACUUGAGCACUUGAGCAUUAUGUACUGCCCAAAAUUACCUGCUCUGCCAGAUGAUUUGCACAACCUCUCAGCGCUUCGAAGUUUGAGCAUUUUAAGUUGUCCUAGUCUGGUUUGUCUGCCAGAGGGGCUACCUCAUAUUAAGACAUUGCAAACUUUGGAAAUUCGUAGCUGUCCUUGUCUCAGUGAUUUUUCUUGA